This is a messenger RNA of Nylanderia fulva, 507 nucleotides long. NCBI's taxonomy places the organism in Eukaryota, Metazoa, Arthropoda, Insecta, Hymenoptera, Formicidae. The record is from RefSeq and is a predicted model, not a curated record.
AAAGAAAAAUGUCUAAUCAGUGCCGUUUAGAUACUUUUUACGAUAAGUGCAUGUAUAAAAACUGUACGAGUUCAAGAUCUCUAGGAAAACGUUUAUAUAGAUUCCCAUUGCAGACUGAUAACAGAUAUCAUUUAUGGAUAAGCAACAGCGGAAACUGGAGAGAGAAUAUUGGAAUUCUCUCCGUUGACAAAACAAGUAACACCGAUGAUGACAUCGUUGAUGCCGAUAUCAACGAUGUCGGCAGAAACUGUGUCAACAGUGGCAUCGGUGACAUCGGCAUCAACGAUGUCAUCAACUAUGAUGUCGGCGGAGGCAUCGACAUCGACACCGGCAUUGGCACCGGCAUCGGCAUUGACACCGGCGCUAGCACUGGCACCAGUAUCAGCACCAGCACUGACAUCGGCACCGGCGUCGACAUUAAUGGAAAUACCGGCACCAGAGAAGGCACCGGUACCAGCGUCAACGGAGGCGUCAACGCUAAUAGCAUUAAGUAGAGAAGAUUUAAAA